Apaloderma vittatum (bar-tailed trogon) is the source of this 4320-nucleotide messenger RNA. It is a transcript of the gene MLH3, whose product is annotated as mutL homolog 3. Gene Ontology annotation, biological process: mismatch repair. Lineage: Eukaryota; Metazoa; Chordata; Aves; Trogoniformes; Trogonidae. Gene Ontology annotation, cellular component: mismatch repair complex. The coding region runs from base 1 to 4320 and encodes 1439 amino acids. Gene Ontology annotation, molecular function: ATP hydrolysis activity; ATP binding; ATP-dependent DNA damage sensor activity. The transcript is spliced from 13 exons. The record is from RefSeq and is a predicted model, not a curated record.
AUGAUCAAGUGUUUGGCGGAAGAUGUGCGAGCCAGGCUGCGUUCUGGAGUGACUAUCAGCUCACUUGGACAGUGUGUUGAGGAGCUUGUCCUCAACAGCAUCGAUGCCAAAGCAACAUGUGUAGCUAUCAGGGUGGAUUUGGAAGCCUUUAAGAUCCAAGUGGUGGACAAUGGCUCUGGGAUGGGGAGAGAGGACUUAAAUGCAAUGGGAGAGCGAUACUUCACCAGCAAGUGCAGCUCAGUGGGUGACUUGGAGAACCUGACAUUCUAUGGCUUUAGAGGAGAGGCUGUGGCAAGCAUAGCCAACAUGGCCAGCAUAGUGGAGGUUUCGUCUAAAACCGGCACGACAGCGAAAACAUUUGUGAAACUAUUUCACAAUGGGCAAGCACUGGAAGUCUGUGAAGCCGAAUUGAGCAGACCAAGUCGGGGGACUACAGUCACCGUGUGUAAUCUGUUUCACCAGCUACCGGUGAGGAGAAAGUGUAUGGAUCCUACGCUGGAAUUUGAGAGAGUGAGACAGAAAGUGGAAGCUGUUUCACUGAUGCAUCCCUCUAUUUCACUUUCUUUAAGGAACGACGCUUCUUGUUCUAUGGCACUUCAGCUCCCUAAGACAAGAGAUGUGUACUCUCGAUUUUGUCAAAUUUAUGGACUGGGCAGAUCUCAGAAGUUACGAGAAAUAAAUCAUAAAUCUGGGGGAUUUGAAUUAAGUGGUUUCAUCGGUAUUGAAGGACAUUACAACAAGAAUAUGCAGUUCUUGUAUGUGAAUAGAAGGCUUGUUUUAAAGACAAGACUACAUAAACUAAUUGAUACUUUACUAAGAAAAGAAAGUGUCAUUUGCAAGGCAAAAAGUGGUCCUGCAAGUAGACAGGUUGGCUCGAGUCCCAGUCAUCAUCGUUGUGGCCCAGAGUUGUAUGGGAUCUUUAUUCUCAAUGUGACCUGUGCAUACAGCGACUAUGAUGUGUGUCUGGAACCUGCAAAAACUCUAAUUGAGUUCCAGAACUGGGAUGCUCUUCUAAGUUGCAUAGAGGAAGGAGUGAAAAUAUUUUUGAAACGAGAGCAUUUAUUUAUUGAACCAUGUAAUGAGGACAUCAAAGAAUUUAAUGAAGAUAAUGACUUUAGUGUCCAUAAUGCUCCAGUUCUGAAGCCCUUGAUCUCUGUGGAGAAGAGCAUCCAAGACAGUUUUAAGAAAGCAUGCAAUGAAAUUGCAAAUUCCUAUGAAAUGUGUAACUUACAGUCAAAAGAUGUCAAAAGGAUAUCCGUUACUGGAAAAACAUCUUCAAGUCUUACAGAGUCAAAUAAAAAUCUUCAGGAAACUGAAGUCACCCCAGAUGAGAAGAUUGCUGAACCAACUGAUCCAUGUAGAAAUAAAGCAGAGAUUCCACUGCCCACUAAAGAUGACACAGCUUCUAAUUUCGUUAUAUCAGGUAUCUCAGAGCAGGAACCAAAAGGCACUAACAGUUCCCCAAAAGCAUCUGAUACUCAUCUGAAAUGUUCACAAGAUCUUUGUUCCUCUUACAGUGGAGGGGCCAGAUCAGAAGUAAGAAAAAUAGAUGACGGUUGUGGUGACCUGCAGCAUUGUGCAGAGAAUUACAGAAAAGAUAUGGGAAACUGGCAGGGCAAAGUAGUGCAGAAAAGCAACAUGGUCCAUAUCUUAAAUAACGAUGUUAUUCGAUUGCCACCUGAGAGAGAAGACCCUACUGAAGCAGAAACGGGACCUGAAACUGUCUCUGGAAGUUCAUUGAUGAGACUGUGUGGUGAAGGAGGAGGAGAUGGAGAAACAGCUGAAGUCGCAGAUGAUGCAGGCGUAGGGGUUCUUAGUUCAAUACCGGUAAAACUGUGCUCCGCAGGGCUCGUAACACGUGUUUUGCAAAGUGAGCCCCCACGUGAAUGCGAGCAAACAGAAACAAAUCUUGCAUUAAAUGAGCAGGGUAGACCCGGCCCUGUUCGUGCUAAGGAUAUUUUUGGCCACAAAGUUAAUUUUCCAAUUCAGUCUUUAAAUGCAAAGGAUAUUUCCAGUAAUAGAAAUAAAGAAUAUGCAACUCCUUACACCAGAGAUGUAUGCAUUGCUGGUGUUAGUGUGUUGUUGGAGAACAAAACUUUGUCAAAUGAGGUGCGUGAGGAGGUAGCUUUGCCUCUUGCCACCAGUAAAAGGCAUUGUGAGGUAUCAAAGGUUACAGAAUUGCCACUGGCAACUUCUUCAGGUAUUUCUCACAAUAAAGUUAUAAAAAGCACCAGAAGACAAAUAGCUGUGACGAGAUCUCAGCCCUCUAGGAAGCUGAGCUUGUCCACACAGCUGGGUUCAUUAGAAAAGUUCAGGAGAUAUUACGGGAGAGUCAAGUGCACGGUGCCAACACCAUUGGCAGAGCGGAGUGAGUUUUGUGUCUCAGAUUUUAAUACACAAAAUAACUGUGACUUUUCAAAGAAUGAGAAUGAUAGUUGUGGUAACUUGAGCACUUGUGAAACUCCAACUGUGGAAGAUACAGAUUCUAAUAACAGUGGCCAAGUUUUUAGUUCUUUGGAGGAGACUUUAUUCUGCAGUGGAGAAACUUCACAAGACAAACGAGCCCUUUGUCAGACUCCUUUGACAUUGUCUGAUUACUCUCAGCUUAUUAAAAAAAAUACCAGUUGUAAAAGAUCUCUGGCAUCAUUAUCAUCCAAACUGUCCAGAAUGAAAAGUGACCACAAAGAAGUAAAACAACUCCGUGAACAAUUCCAAACAGAUUCAAGUAGAAAAGAUGACCACUCUUGCGAUACUGAAUCUUCAAGUAAUGAUUUUUUGUAUAAUGCUUGUCAAACAUAUAAAUCCUCAGUGGAAAAAAUGAGGGAAUGUAAUUACAGUGUUUCUAAGGGGCAAUCCGACAGUAUGAGAGCAGAGCCCAUGAAAAGUACAGUCAGCCCAUCACCACUCGGCAGCAUAGAAGGAGAGUGCACAGUCUCUUCGACCAGUGCUUUAUCAUUACCUGCUGCAAAGGAUUGUACUGACAUCUAUAAAGACAAAAGUACGAUAGAUGAAUCCUCAGAACAGGAUUCGAGAGAUACUGAGGUUCCUCAUGUGACCUUCCCAAGUAACUGUGAAGUCUCUGCAGAUAACAGAGUGACGGGUGAUCCCAGGAAUGAUCUGUGGUGUUCAGACUGGAUGCAGGAUUUUGAUGUUUCCUCAGGUAGGACAAUAUACAUCAACAAAGCAACCGGACUGAGCACCUACGGCACUCCUCCUCCUGAAGGAUUUCAGGCUGCCUGCGUUCAAGAUAUAACAACAAUGGCUGUGAAUGUUGUUUCAGAGAGCGGGAUUCAGUUCAGGUGUCAUCCCUUUAGAAGUGAGAUUGUGCUACCCUUCCUUCCUAGACCACAUAAAGAGAAGACUCUAGCAAGCCAGGAUCUGAGAGAUGCUGAAGGGGAGUCUCUCCAGUCAUUGCUUUCAGAAUGGGAUAAUCCCGUUUUUGUUCCCUGCCCAGAGAUUGCCGUUGAUGUGACCAGCGGUCAGGCUGACCAUCUGGCUGUGAAAAUUCACAAUAUCUUGUAUCCUUAUCGUUUCACCAAAGACAUGGUUCAUUCAAUGCAGGUUCUUCAACAAGUGGACAAUAAAUUUAUCGCUUGUUUAAUCAACACUAGGAAUGAAAUGGAUAAAAAGGCAGAUGGAAACCUCUUGAUUUUGGUGGACCAACAUGCAGCUCAUGAACGGAUCCGCUUGGAGCAGCUUAUUGCAGACUCCUAUGAGAAGGAAGCUGCAGCAUGUGGCAAGAAGAAAUUACUGUCCUCCUCCAUCUCUCCCCCUUUGGAAAUUGAAGUUACAGAAGAACAAAGAAGAUUUCUACGAUGCUGCUACAAAAAUUUGGAGGACUUGGGUCUUGAGUUGUCAUUUCCUGAGACCAACAGCUCCUUGAUUCUAGUGAGGAAAGUGCCGCUGUGCUUUAUAGAAAGAGAAGCCAAUGAAUUGCGUCGGAAAAGACAGCCUGUCACUAAAAGCAUUGUGGAGGAGCUUAUUCAAGAACAAGUUGAGCUUGUGCAGACCACAGGAGGAAGAGCACGAGGGACACUGCCUUUGACGUUUCUGAAUGUGUUAGCUUCCCAGGCCUGUCACGGAGCUAUUAAGUUUAAUGAGCGUUUGACUUUGGAGGAGAGCUGCAGGCUUAUUGAAGCUUUGUCAUCUUGCCAGCUGCCCUUCCAGUGUGCUCAUGGAAGACCUUCCAUGAUGCCUCUUGCGGACACAGACCAUCUACAACAGGAAAAGCAGCCUAAACCUAAUUUGGCUAGACUGCGGAAGAUGGCCCGAGCAUGGCAUCUAUUUGGGAAAAAAAAGACACCGAUCAAAAAACGUUAA